GCCGUCACUCUGCAGGAGAUUGAUGCUGCAGUUACAAUUGUACAGAAGAGGCUGAGUUCAAAAGCUGCUGCUUGAAUAACUGGACUUGAGCAAAAUUGAUUUUAAUCUAAUAAAUGUUUAUAAAUUUUGGUUGGACUAUUUUUGUUAGAAAUCCAAAAGCAUCUGGGCUCUGCAUGGGUGACUUGAAUUCAAAAGGGUUCAAACAUUAUGACUUGGAGGCAGUUUUCAAUUUGCUCCUUCAUGUUGCCUCUUGCAUAUGCCUGCAGAAAAAACUGUCUUUCAACUAUAGUUGACUUUCUCAUAUUCUGCUUUUGAGGCUUUUAUUUUGCAUCUAUCUUGGCUUUUUAUGAAAGAUUUUCACAACUUUAUAAAUAGCCUAAUUAAGAGCAUACUUUACUGACUUUCUUUAGCUUUAUUCUGUCAUGCAGUGCUUAUUUUAUUAGCAAUCGAAUGCAUAUUAAAGCAAGUGUGCAGCUUAACAAAUGGAAAGUGUAAUGUAUGCCAUUCAUCUUGCUCUUCUGACUCCUCAAACUCCCAUGUUUGAGGAUUUCAAGUAUUGCAUUGAGGCUGUAAGACGACUUGUUUCAAUUGGAGACUGAAAAUGGAGGGUAUUUUUCAUAGGACAAAAACCAUUGAGAUGAGUUAUCAGGAUACAUAGAGGGGUGGGCUUCAGGUGACUGCCAACAUUUUUAGGGCCCUAAGCUUAAGACUUAUUAGACUCUGUCAAAAGACAAAUUCAGUUUAAUCAUCCCCUGUAAAUGUGUAACUGUAGAAUAUUCCAUCAACAGUAAGUUGGGAAGCAGGCUCUUCCAAGAGUUUGAAAAGAAAGUAAUCAACUAGCUGUGAAAAAGAGAAAUGCUGCUUUGCUUCCAAAAUUCCAGGAAGAAAAACAAAACAGGACAACCAUAUAAUCAGAACUCAAACCACGAAAAAAAAAUGUUUUUGAGAAUUUGUACAAUUUAAUGCCACUCUAUAUUUUGUUCUAUCCAAGUAUUUGUCUUUUGCCUUGUUUAAUAAAACCUGACAAAUUAAAAAUUAAGUUAUGGACGUUUUACCCUGGAUAAAGAUUUUUGUAUUAAAGACAUACCACCACUGCACAGGGCCCCAUCUCCUUGUUCGCCUAUGCCCCUCAAACUGCUAUGUCCGCCCCUGAGUACAUGAGGUGAAGGUGAAACAGCGACCUCCUGGGUCUUUGCGGUGAGUUUUACUCCAUCUCUGCCUCCGCCUCCUUUCCCCUAGCUGCUUCCACCUCCGUGUUUUCGAUGAAAUCUCAUUUGAUCUGCUCACAAAGUUUCACCAUUGAUCCUAAAAUAAUAACGGAGUUCAAUCUCCGAGCCCGUGAUUUCCUUGUUAUCCGUGUGCGUGAUCUGCGGUGCCGGUGGAGUGCGUGGAUCCAGCAAGCCAACAUUCAGGCACGACCUGCUACGAUCUCAUCAAGCAGAAGUAACUGAUGUGAUCCUCCAGUCUCCCUGCUGACCAUCAUGGGAUGCGGCACCUCUGUUGCCACAGAAACACAGUUGAAGAAACUGGAGACAGAGGAAGCUGUAAGAACCCCUGGCCUGGCUCUGACGAUAAAAGCAGCGGUUUUGAUCCAGAGGUGGUAUCGGCGCUACAUGGCCCGUCUGGAGAUGAGACGCAGGUACACCUGGAACAUCUUCCAGUCCAUUGAAUACGCCGGCGAGCAAGACCAGCUGCAGCUUUCCAGUUUCUUCAGUUUCAUGUUGGACAACUUCACUCAGCUUAGUGGAAAUGGGCCAGACUUGAUCUCCCAGCUGCUGAAUCCCGUGGUAGACCCCUGGUUGGACCGAGAGAUCUGCUACACCUUAAUCCCAGUCCCAGAUUCCUACACUGGACCCCGGAUAUCGUUUCCUCUCUGUGUCUCUGAUACCAACGCUCUCCUCAGUGCCUUCAAGGAGCAGCAGAUUCUACAUGCCAGAUAUGUCCUGCAGCUGCUUUUUGAAGCCAAAAAGCUCCUCAAACAGAUGCCAAACAUCAUCCAUUUGUCAACAUCGUACACAAAGGACAUCACCAUAUGUGGUGAUCUGCAUGGACAUCUUGAUGACUUACUGCUUAUAUUUUACAAGAAUGGGCUUCCCUCUGCUGAGACGCCAUACGUAUUUAACGGAGACUUUGUGGAUCGAGGUAAAAAGUCAGUGGAAGUGGUGAUCAUCCUUUUUGCCUAUUUUCUGCUUUACCCGGACUACAUGCACCUCAAUCGAGGAAACCAUGAAGAUCACAUUAUGAACCUCAGAUAUGGCUUCACUAAAGAAGUAAUGCAGAAGUACAAGAACCACGGCCGUGAGAUUCUUCAGUUGUUCCAGGAUGUCUUCAGCCUGCUGCCCAUCGCUACGGUGAUUGAUGGGAAGGUUCUGAUAGUGCAUGGUGGGAUUUCAGACCAGACGGACUUGGACUUCCUCAGCUCAAUAGAAAGACAUAAGGUCAAAUCUGCUCUAAGGUUUCCCAGGCACAGUUUGGAGCAGCUGGACAUUGGUCAAUCCUGCAGACACGUCAAGAGAAUGAGAUCUGUGGACAGCUCCUGCAGCAGCAGUCGCAGCUACAGCAAGAACCAAGGAACUCCAGGCCAGAGAAAGAGGAGAUGCAAGCUCAAGCGAGACGAUAGCGCUGUCUCUACCUCUUCCUCGUCCUCCUCUUCGUCUUCUUCAGUCUGUUCACCUCAUACUCCCUCCUCGCAGUCUCUUCGUCCAUGCCCGUCCUCCCCGAGCCUGCCGUGUAAAGUCCUCCAGGUGCCUUAUCUGGACUCUCUGUCUUCUGUUCCCCUCCCAUCACCUCCACAGCAUGAACAGGAAUGGAAACAGAUUGUAGAUAUUCUGUGGAGUGACCCUAAAACUCAAGAAGGCUGCAGUCCCAACUCGUUCAGAGGCGGAGGCUGCUACUUCGGCCCUGACGUCACUCAGAGACUGCUGCUUCAACACGGACUGCAGAUGCUCAUCCGGUCACAUGAGUGCAAGCAGGAGGGGUACGAGUUCUGCCACGGCGGGAAGGUGAUCACCAUCUUCUCUGCAUCUAACUAUUAUGAAGAGGGAAGCAACCGGGGCGCUUACAUCAAACUGGGCAGGGAACUGGUUCCACGCUUCUACCAGUACCAAGUCAGCCGCAUAACACGCAAACUCACCCUGACUCAGAGGAUUCGAGCUGCUGAAGGUUCGGCUCUUCGGGCCCUAAAAGAGAAGCUGUUCGCUCAUCGCUCUGAACUCAUGGCAAACUUCCAGCAGCGUGAUCCAAAUAACACCGGUACUGUGUCAGUAUGUGAAUGGGCUCAAGUGUUGGAGUGUGUACUGAGGCUGGACCUGCCUUGGCGGACGCUUCGCCCGCAUUUAGCCCGCCUAGCAUCAGAUGGCAGCGUUGAGUAUCAGUCCUGCUUUGAGGACAUGGAGCCUGGAGCUCCUCUGCCUAAGGUGGCUCCAAACCUCGCUGAAACUUUAUUUAGAUAUCGAACAGACAUUGAAAUCAUUUUCAACAUCAUCGACAAAGAUCAUUCAGGCCUCAUCUCCAUCGAGGAAUUCCGUCACACCUGGCGCCUUUUCAGUGCUCACCUGGGGGUUGCCAUCGACGACCGAGCCAUCGAUGACUUGGCCCGCAGUAUUGACUUCAACAAGGACGGCAGUAUAGAUUUUACAGAGUUUCUGGAAGCUUUCAGAGUGGUGCACAAACUGGACAAAGAUGCACAACUUGGUGAAAAGAAGGACAAGGAGAAGCACAGAUGAAAUGAGGAAGGACGUUAUGCAAAUACCAAAUCUGUUGUGUUAAAAGACAUAGUUAAUCAUUGAUGUGGGGGGAAAUACUUCUCACAGAACUCCUUGUCAGUUGUGUCAUUAUUCUCUAUGAGGUUCACAGGAAACAAUUGGGGCGAAAUUAUAAACUUACGGCGAAGCAUCACAGGACAUUAUCAGCUACUUGUCACCAUCAUAUUACACUAAUACUGGUCAGAUUGCAAUCAUUAUUUUGAUGGAAUUCUUGCCCACUGUUCUUUUCUGAGUAUUUUUUGCAAUGGUGCUAAAAAAGUUUGCCAACAACUUCUCUUAACCCUUUAAUUCCGGGGCUCCAGUGUUUAUGCUCUUUGAUUUACUGUAACUUUUCAACUGUCAACACGAUCAACGUCAUUCCAGUAGAUUCUGAAGGAGAAAAGCGGCUCUCCAUUCUUGUUACUUGGUAUUUUUCUAUGGUAGUCACCUUAUAUGCAGCUCUAUUCACUGCACAUCUUGUCAUUUGACUUCAAUUUAGGCCCUUUAUGGUGAUGUAAAAAAGGUGAGAUCUUGUAUGGAGCCGCAGGUUGAUUAAUAUUGUCUUAAAUUUAUUCCAUAUCUAAUAAUUACUCCAACAGUUCUACCAAAAUGCUUAUGUCUGGUAGAUUGGCUCAGUCCUGUUCAGGCCUCCUCCUUGUAUUUGAUUCCUUUUCAAUUUGUUCUGUCUUUUUGCAUAAAUCCUCAGUAUCUCUGUUUGUAUUUAAGGCACUUUGUCAGAAGUUACUCUUCCUUCUGUUUUAUGUUAUGUCAGCAUUUAUCCCACAAACUAGUUAAUCUCUUCAUCACAUUCAGCAAAUCUUCAAAAAUUGCAACCUUGUGCCAGAUUUUGUCACUUAUCCACAUGUUCACCCACACUUUUCAUGUGUCUUCUGCUCCUCAUUGGAUUACAAUUUUUGCCUUAUUUCACCUGGUUUGGGGUAAAAGGUGGUCCAGUA
Molecule: messenger RNA, 4699 nt
Organism: Oryzias melastigma (Indian medaka)
Lineage: Eukaryota; Metazoa; Chordata; Actinopteri; Beloniformes; Adrianichthyidae
Gene: ppef1
Product: protein phosphatase, EF-hand calcium binding domain 1
Exons: 19
Coding region: 1482-3725 (747 amino acids)
Biological process (GO): detection of stimulus involved in sensory perception
Cellular component (GO): nucleus; cytosol
Molecular function (GO): calcium ion binding; manganese ion binding; protein binding
Source: RefSeq, a predicted model, not a curated record